AUGGGGGAGGCGUUGAAGUCCAGGCCCAUGUGCCACCGAAAGAGGAAGCGCCGCACUUUUAACUCGGCAGUCCGCCGCUCCACUCCCAUCAUAAUUUCAACCAACCUCUUCGCGUUGUCAGAGCGAUUCCCCGAAGAGCACCAGGAACUCGCGACAAUGCUUAUCCCCAAGGAAGACCGCAAGAAGAUCCACGAGUACCUCUUCCGCGAGGGUGUACUCGUGGCUAAGAAGGACUUCAACCUUCCCAAGCACGGCGACAUUGACACCAAGAACCUCUACGUGAUCAAGGCCUGCCAGUCCCUCAACUCCCGCGGCUACGUCAAGACCCAGUUCUCGUGGCAGUACUACUACUACACCCUCACCCCCGAGGGUCUCGACUACCUCCGUGAAUGGCUUCAUCUCCCCGCUGAGGUUGUCCCUGCUACCCACAUCAAGCAGCAGCGCUCCCACGCUCCCCCUCGCGGCAUGCUGGGUGGUGAGGAGCGCGAGCGUCGUCCCCGUCCUCCUCGUGAGGGUGGCUACCGUCGCCGCGAGGAAGGCAAGGAAGGUGGCGCCCCCGGCGAGUUCGCUCCUAGCUUCCGUGGUGGAUUCGGCCGUGGCCGUGGCGCUCCCCCUUCUUAA
Aspergillus calidoustus is the source of this 621-nucleotide messenger RNA. NCBI's taxonomy places the organism in Eukaryota, Fungi, Ascomycota, Eurotiomycetes, Eurotiales, Aspergillaceae. The record is from the annotation of a GenBank genome assembly.